AUGCCUCGCUCCAUCUUCUUCCUCGGUGCCACCGGCUACAUCGGUUCCUCUGUCCUCUCGGCCCUCCUCAAGGCCGUCGACCAGGACACAAAGAUCACCAUCCUCGCGCGCAACCCCGCAGUGCUGAGCGGCUUUGAGGCCGCCGACGCACGCAUCACAGCGGUGCAGGGCUCUCUGGGCGACCACUCGCAGCUGUCCGCCCUCGCCUCAGCGCACGAUGUGACGAUCAACACGGCCGAGGCGGACGACCUCGGCGCAGUGCAGGCGCUCCUCCGCGGCCUGAAGGUGCGCCAUGAGACCACGGGUACGCGCCCCAUUAUCAUCCACACUUCCGGCACGGGCGUGCUCGCCGACAACGCCAAGGGAGCGUACGCCGGCACUGAAAUCUUCACCGACGCAGAGGCCGACCCGACGGCCAACCCCCCGCUGAAGCCCAUCUCGGACCUCAAGCCCGCGCGUAUCCACCGCGGAGUCGAUCUCGCCGUCCAGGCCGCCGACACGGACGGAUACGCGUUCUCGUAUAUUGUUAUCCCGGCUACCAUCUAUGGCAUCUCGCAGACAGUUUUCGCGGACAAGGGCCUCGCCAACGCCCAGUCGCAACAGGUGUCGUACGUUACACGGAUUGGCAUCGACCGCAAGGUGCCCGCCCAGUUCGGCGAGGGCAAGAACCUGUGGCCCAACGUCGAGAUCCACGACGUCGCCGAGCUGUAUGCCCUCGUGUACCGCCAGGCGACGGCCCCCGGCCCCGGCGACCACGGUGAGAACGGCUACUUCUUCGGCGAGACGGGCGAGUACUCGCUCCUGCAGGCGUAUGAGGCGAUCGGCGCCCAGCUGUUCGCGCUGGGCCUCGUCGAGUCCCCCACGCCCAAGCCGCUCUCGGACGACGAGAUCGACAAGUACAUUGGCGGGUCGCAGUACCCUGGCUCCAACUCGCGCGCGCGCGCCGUCCACUCGCGCCGUCUCGGCUGGAAACCGGCCCACACUGGCAACGAGCCAUUCCUCGCCAGCAUCAAGGAGGAUGUGAACUGGACCGCUUCGCACAACCGCGGCCGUGCCCCCGACGGCAACUUUGUCUUUGGCCCGGGGCCUGUCCGCGUCGAGGACGGCGCCGAGGGUGGCUGGGAGCUUCCUGGUCAGUAG
Molecule: messenger RNA, 1140 nt
Organism: Vanrija pseudolonga
Lineage: Eukaryota; Fungi; Basidiomycota; Tremellomycetes; Trichosporonales; Trichosporonaceae
Exons: 2
Coding region: 1-1140 (379 amino acids)
Source: RefSeq, a predicted model, not a curated record